This is a messenger RNA of Cololabis saira (Pacific saury), 1555 nucleotides long. Its product is annotated as zinc finger protein OZF-like. The record is from RefSeq and is a predicted model, not a curated record. The coding region runs from base 1 to 1344 and encodes 447 amino acids. The transcript has 3 exons. Lineage: Eukaryota; Metazoa; Chordata; Actinopteri; Beloniformes; Belonidae. Gene Ontology annotation, cellular component: nucleus.
AUGGCUCCUGGGAUGGAGGCGGAGUCGGCGGCGAAGUCGGCUGCGAUGACGGAGGCGGAGUCGGCUGCAGAGAAUCAUAAAGGAAGACCCAAAAGACACUGCUGUGAUGAUGGCGAGCAAGUCUUCACCACUUCAUCAAACCUGAAGAUCCAUGAGAAAACUCACACUGGUGAUAAACCAUACAGCUGUGAUCAGUGUGGUGCGGCUUUUACCCGACAGUAUCAUCUAAAGAAUCACCACCGUAUUCACACUGGAGACAAGCCUUACAGGUGUGAUCAGUGUGGAGUGGCUUUUGUCCAGAAAAAUCACCUAACGACUCACCAACGUAUUCACACUGGAGACAAGCCUUAUAGAUGCGAUCAGUGUGAGGCGACCUUUGCCCAUCAAAGUGCUCUAACGAAACACCGACGGAUUCACACUGGAGACGAGCCUUACAGGUGUGAUCAGUGUGAGGCGGCUUUUGCCCAGCAAAGUAAUUUGACGAGACACCAACGUAUUCACACUGGAGACAAGCCUUACAGGUGUGAUCAGUGUGAGGCGGCUUUUGCCCAGCAAGGUCAUUUGACGAGACACCAACGUAUUCACACUCGAGACAAGCCUUACAGAUGCCAUCAGUGUGGAAAGGCUUUUGCCCAGCAAGGUCAUUUGACGAGACACCAACGUAUUCACACUGGAGACAAGCCUUACAACUGCGAUCAGUGUGGAAAGGCUUUUGCCCAGCAAGGUGAUCUAACGAAACACCGACGGAUUCACACUGGAGACAAGCCUUACAGAUGCAAUCAGUGUGGAAAAGCUUUUGCCCAGCAAGGUGAUCUAACGAAACACCGACGGAUUCACACUGGAGACAAGCCUUACAGAUGCGAUCAUUGUGGAAAGGCUUUUACCGAGCAAUGUCAUCUGACGAGACAUCAACGUAUUCACACUGGAGACAAGCCCUACAGGUGUGAUCAGUGUGGAGCGGCUUUUGCCGAGCAAGGUACUCUAACGACUCACCAACGUAUUCACACUGGAAACAAGCCUUACAGCUGUGAUCAGUGUGGUGCGGCUUUUGCCCGACAAUAUCAUCUAAAGACUCACUCACGUAUUCACACUGGAGACAAGCCUUACAGGUGUGAUCAGUGUGGUGCGGCUUUUACCCGACAAUAUACUCUAAAGAAUCACCAACGUAUUCACACUGGAGACGAGCCUUACAGAUGUGAUCAGUGUGGAGCGGCUUUUGCCCAACAAGGUUCUCUAAAGAGACAUCAACGUAUUCCUCAUCUGGACCAGGAGAGAGAGAGAGCAGCUCUUUAUCAGGAUCCCCUGCUGAGCGUAACUACCCUUUGUUUCAUCAAGAAACACUGACUGGCCGGAUCAAACCACUUUUUCUUCAUUUACAAAGAUUCACGUAAGAGGCUGUUCUGUGUCUGGGCAGAGAAACUUAGUAACACAUUUUAAAAGUUAGUUUUACGUUGUGAGCCGGACUGGUGAUCCCGUCACAACUGCGCUCAUUAGUUGAGUGUGUUUGUUUAUCUUAUUGUUUUCUCCCCUCAUUCUGCUCCUACUACCACCCCCA